AUGGCCGACGCAUCAGGUAAUGCGCUGAAGCGUCCUCACCCUGAGGAUCAACACGACAACUCCCAGAAAAGGACCCGCUCCAACCAUGGGUCCCCAGCACCAGGUCAAGGAGGUGCUGCCUCCGGCAAGCCAGAUAUUGCGAAAAUAAUGGCAGAAGCAAAGGCCAAGGCAGAAGCUGUGCGCGCUCGUCUACAAGCGCGCGGCGCCCUGACAGCGACCCCAACACCGCCAGCACCACCCACACCGGUUUCUACAAGUCCUCCUCCGCCUGCACCCACCCCCGCGAUGUCGAAACUAGAACAAAUGAAAGCUCGAGUUGCUGCAGCUACUCAACGAGCCAGCACACCCUCUCAGCCGCGACCCAGUGCACCCGCGCCAUCCUACCAACUACCACCCCGUGAUGACGAGGGCAUGUCCAAGGCUCGUGGUGGUCUUGAUGUUGGCCUUCAUCCCGCGCUUCUCUCUGAUGCUGCAAUGGAAUAUCGUGGUGCAAAUGGACGACAAUCUAAGGCGAAACGUGCUGGUGGGCCCCAGCUUGAUCUGUCUGGUCCGUCUAUCGAGGAAAUCAAGAACAACCCUUACUUUGACCCGUCUAUCAACCCCAAAGCAACGAUUGCGAAGCCCCGACAAACCCGAGAGCUUCACUUCAAUGAAAAGGGCAAAUAUAUCCAACAGGCAGCGGCUCUGCGCACACAGGCAAAGAUGGAAGCUAUGAAGAAAAGAAUUGAACAGCACUCGCGACAGGCCGGACUUGACGAGGAUAUGGAUGUGCAGAAGGCAUUCCUUGUUCCUGCUCCACCCGAUCUAGAGUGGUGGGAUGCACAAUUGAUUAAUGGCAACGACUAUGACGCGAUUGAUGACCCGCAAAACAUCAAACUUAAUACCAUCAACAGCUAUGUCCAGCAUCCUAUCGAGCUCCAACCUCCGCAAGAAAAGCACAUGCCUGCACAAAAACCUAUGUUCCUUACUCCGAAAGAACAAGCCAAGAUUCGUCGACAGCGACGCAUGGCAGAUCUGAAGGAACAGCAAGCCAAGAUCAGACUGGGACUCGAAGAGGCACCGGCUCCAAAGGUCAAGAAAUCCAACCUCAUGCGGGUUUUGGGAGAACAAGCUGUGAAGGAUCCCACGGCUGUGGAAGCUCGUGUGACCAGGGAGAUCGCAGAUCGAAAGGAGGCACACGAGAUAGCGAACGAAGACCGCAAACUGACCAAGGAGCAACGGCGCGAGAAAUUGGCAGCUCAGCAGGAGAAGGACGCCUCUUUGGGCAUCUUCCAAUCUGUGUAUCGAAUUGAAAGUUUGGCGAGCGGCCGGAACCGCUUCAAGAUCGGCAAAAACGCACAGCAAAAUAAUCUGACAGGCGUAUGUGUCAUGCAUCCUCGGUUCAAUCUGGUGAUUGUCGAGGGCGGCCGUCACUCUAUCAACAACUACCGAAAGUUGAUGUUGAACCGCAUUGAUUGGACUGAAAACCCUGGGUCCGAUCGAGUGCCUGCAGACAGCCCUGAAGCUAAGGUUUCCUGGUUAUCCACUGAGGAUGAAAAGGGAGAGCCCCGGGAUUUCAGCGCGAACACAUGUAAUCUCCUUUGGGAAGGUCAGACUCAAGGCCGGGCCUUCAAGAGAUGGCUUGGUGCUCGUAUCUGUGAAACAGACUCUGCUGCCAAGGAAGCCCUGUCCCGAGCCAAGAUGGAGAACUUCUGGACAUUGGCGAAGAGUGCUAAGCCAGCUGAAUAA
This is a messenger RNA of Penicillium concentricum, 1728 nucleotides long. RefSeq names its product U4/U6-U5 snRNP complex subunit PRP3. The transcript has a single exon. The record is from RefSeq and is a predicted model, not a curated record. Bases 1 to 1728 code for a protein of 575 amino acids. Gene Ontology annotation, cellular component: U4/U6 x U5 tri-snRNP complex. NCBI's taxonomy places the organism in Eukaryota, Fungi, Ascomycota, Eurotiomycetes, Eurotiales, Aspergillaceae. Gene Ontology annotation, biological process: mRNA splicing, via spliceosome.